Molecule: messenger RNA, 2171 nt
Organism: Liolophura sinensis
Lineage: Eukaryota; Metazoa; Mollusca; Polyplacophora; Chitonida; Chitonidae
Product: tumor suppressor candidate 2-like
Exons: 3
Coding region: 95-448 (117 amino acids)
Biological process (GO): regulation of mitochondrial membrane potential
Cellular component (GO): mitochondrion
Source: RefSeq, a predicted model, not a curated record
CGGCAAAGUAAGCAUGUAGUUUGGAAAAAACUGUAUGAUAAAAAGAGAUAAUAUUAUGAACUUUGUAUAUUUAUAACGAUGAUUUUCUGUGGAAAUGGGAGGAGCGACAUCUUCUUUGGCCAAGUCUGUCUCAACUCCCGUGAAAUGGCUGUUUUCAUGGAACAAGACCGGUGACAGUUGUCAGGAUGAAGCUGCCAUCGCCCAACGAUUCGGUGCUACUCCAUUUGUACACAAGAGACGAGGAUCGAUGUACAUGGAUGAGGAUGGAGACCUAGCCCACGAGUUUUUUGAAGAAGUUCCUAUUAAACAUGAUGGAGAUCAGGGUCACAGAUAUAAGAUGGUGAAGAAAAACCAUCAUCUGGUACCUCAGGGAGAUGUGGAAUUGCCUCAUCCAAGACUCCAUGUUGACUUCCCAGCUGUGUUAUGUGAAGUUUUCACGGGAAAGUGAUUACUUCAAAGACAAUGGAUAAUACUGAUUGUGAUGAUGGUAGAAAGAUGUUGACGGUUGUGCAUGUACAUAGAGAUCAGUGAGAUUUUCACUCCAAGCUGACACCAUGUCUCCGCACAGGCACCAAACCAGGGCUUGGCUGAUUAAAGCAGUCACACAGGCACAUCUGUAUCUUACCUGCAGUUUUCUGUAGACCUGGCAAAAUUUGACAUUUGUGCUCAGCAGUCCUUGUUCGGGAAUCUCACCGCCUUUAGUGGUAAAUUGAGAAAGCUUUGACAUAAGGCAUGUUUUUAGUCAUUCUCAUUUUGUGGAAUUUGUGGCGAGAUUGGGGCUUUUAUAUCUUUAAUACUUGAUUUGUAUGUUUAUCUCCACUAACCAGUUGAAGGUUGGACAAAGUAAAUCAAAUCAAUGAAACAGUUUCAAGUAAUGUAAAGCAUCAAACCAUCAUUGCUAGCAUAACAUCUAAAUGCUAAUUUCAUCAUUUCAGAAAGCUUUAAACAGAAUGCAGUGCAAAAAAAAAUGUACUUGCGUCCACAGGAUAUUGAAAAAAAAAAAUGACAACUCAGUAGCCUGCUCAGUAUGUAUAUCAUAAUUCAAGGGCAGAUAACUCGUGACAAUUUGUCUACACUGUUUCAGACAUGGCUACAUAAAUUAUCAGAUAUUGUAAAAGCAGAGUGCUCAACGGAAGCUCAAAACAUGAAAACAUGAUUUUGAGGACUAGGAUAGACAGAUUUUUUCAAUUGACUUUAAUUGUGUACAAAAGGUGACUUAAAACUGUGGUAGACAAAAAGUUACUAUUGGGGGCUGUGCCUUUUUCUCAUGUUUUAAAAAUAAAUUAAAUUAAAUUACAUAUAUAUUGAAAGUUCUUUGUUUCCUACUGAUAAUGUUGAAUUUAGCAGAGAGAAGUGUAUACUUCUGAGUGUGUUAAGAUUUUUGUAACUGUUGUGAUCAGUAUGAAAGGACAGUAUGCCCUAUGUAAAUUCCUACCUACCAGCUCCAAAAAUGUGUUUCUGCAACAAAAGAAACAAAGUGGAAAAAAUAUGUUCAUUGGGUGGAUCUAUAAGAGUCUUUAAAGAUAUUAUAUUUAUUUUCUCUCUAGUCAAGAAAAUAUUAUUCAUUAGAUUUGAUUAUAUAGGUGAUCGUUGGUGAGGUGAUCUGCCAGCAGCCUGCGGAUGGUCGUGGGUUUCCCUCCGGACUCUGCCCAGUUUCCACCCACCAUAAUGCUAGCCGCUGUCGUAUAAGUGAAAUAUUCUUGAGUACGGCGUAAAACACCAAUCAAAUAAAUAAAUUGGAAAGGUAAAGUCAAACUAGAACCAGUACUGGUACCAUAUUUUCUGUUGUGUGGAAUAAUUGACUUAAAACAUUACUUUUUCUACUGUUUCAUAAUGAAAUGUUAAUGUUCUUAGUGUUUGCCAUAUUUGACCUAAAUUCAUAUUGCAGUAAUUUCUUCCUAGUUUUCCUUCGCAUGAAAAUGUCAUAGUGUUUCAUCAUUUCCUGAAUAUGUAUUGAACAUGUGAACAUUCCCCGUUACUUAUCAAUCAGUAUAAAUGUAAACCUAAGCGUCACAAAAAGCAGCUUUUAUCUUUACGUGUGUGUACAGUUAACAAGGUUUUCAUCAAUCAGAGUAAAUUUAAAACAAAAUAUGAAGUUGUUGAUGAAGAAAUAUUUGUAUGUCUAGAAGUUGUAAAUACGUGAAAUAUAAUAAAGUGUACAGACAUGUUUC